Messenger RNA from Dendronephthya gigantea, 1343 nucleotides. RefSeq names its product XK-related protein 6-like. Gene Ontology annotation, biological process: phosphatidylserine exposure on apoptotic cell surface; apoptotic process involved in development; engulfment of apoptotic cell. The transcript has a single exon. The record is from RefSeq and is a predicted model, not a curated record. Bases 90 to 1343 code for a protein of 417 amino acids. Gene Ontology annotation, cellular component: plasma membrane. NCBI's taxonomy places the organism in Eukaryota, Metazoa, Cnidaria, Anthozoa, Malacalcyonacea, Nephtheidae.
UUCAAAACGAGAAGAAACAACUGAAACAUGUGUUUUAAAAACUACAGUAAUAUGGAAUACGUUAAUUCUAAUGACAAGAACAUUUCAAGAUGAGAGGGAAAAAGGAGUUACUUAUAUUGAUCACGGGUUUUUCGUUAUUCAUAUUCGAUUUGGGUUCCGAUAUAUUCGUAGCCGUCAAAUAUUGGAAAAAUGGAAACGUUGCGUGGUUCGCUGCGACGGUAUCAAUUAUAUGUGCCAGUUUAUUCGUCGUUACAAUCGUCGCGCGUGACAAAACGAUAGAAGCAAAGAAAAUUAGCAGGCUCGAAACUUGCGUGAGACUGUUUUCAUCGAUAUUUUUGUGUUAUAUCCAUCAGUUUAGGCAGUGGAAACGUAGGUAUUGGGAUACUGCCGGUCCAUGCGAGGAUAAGUGCGGGCGGGAGUCCUGUGUAUUGUGUGAAUCGUAUCGUAAUGAAGACAAUAAUUGGGUUAAAUCUGUGUAUAUAUUCUCUAAGAUGCAUUAUACUGAGGCGAUGGUGGAGUCCGCCCCACAAUGGUGUCUGCAAAUUUACAUUAUGUUACGACAGUGGCAAUUUCCAUGGUACACGGUGCUUUCAGCAGUAUUUUCUCUACUCUCUUUAGCUUGGAAUGUAACCACACUUGAAAGGGGCAGAACAGAAAGGGACACUAAAUACAAACGAGGUCAAAAAUGGAGCAUAGUGUUUUCGUUAUGGCAACUUUCCUGUUUCGUAUCGCGAUUCGCUGCAAAAAUGAUCUUCGCACAUGUGUUUCAUCAGCAUAUUUUUACUCUGCUUUGUAUUCAUCUAGUCAUUGUAAACGUCGGACUGACUAUUGACAAAACUUGCAGGAAAAAAGAAAACUUUCGUGAUUGUUUAGUGUUUCUGUUAAAGAAGCCUUUGUUCAUUUUCCCUCUCGUGUUUCAUCCUUCAGAAGCGACGCUUUACUGGUGUGGAUACCGUAAACAAACAGGAAUGUACUACCGAUUGUGUGUUAUUUACGUUGUGUUAUCUCUGGAGAAUAUCGCAAUGGUUACUUUGUCUCUUGUUAUAUCGAGGCCUGACGUGCCACAUGUUAACAAUCUGCGAACAUUAACAAUAAUGUUUCUUGUGAUGGGGCUGAUCAUUGGAACAAUCUCCCUUGUGGUGCAAAGAAACUUAAAACUAGCAAGAGUUUGGCCCUUAAGUGUAGUAAUAAAUACAAUGGCAGGAAAAAAAUUCAAAGGUACUAUUGAAUUUCACGUCGGAGGCCGUGAUUGCAAUUCUCUAGAGGAACCGGAGAGUUUACACGAAACCCAGUCGUCUGCUUAUCAGUGUAUAGAAACAAAAAUUGAUAAUUUCUUAGAAUGA